Molecule: messenger RNA, 1312 nt
Organism: Hypoxylon trugodes
Lineage: Eukaryota; Fungi; Ascomycota; Sordariomycetes; Xylariales; Hypoxylaceae
Product: kinase-like protein
Exons: 3
Coding region: 1-1080 (359 amino acids)
Biological process (GO): regulation of cytokinesis; protein phosphorylation; mitotic spindle organization
Cellular component (GO): chromosome passenger complex; spindle pole centrosome; spindle midzone
Molecular function (GO): ATP binding; protein kinase activity
Source: RefSeq, a predicted model, not a curated record
AUGACAAUUGAUCUUCUCAAUCAUCGCUUUAACCCUGAAUGGGGCAAAGUCACAGCGACGGCACUUCCACUCAGGUCGAUCCAACCAAAUCUCGUCAAAGUUACUCUCCAAAGCCAGAAACAAAGCAGCUCCAAAGCGUCGCAUGAAGCCGUAGCUCCGGUGUCACCAACUCGGAAAGCCCUCGUUGAUACGGAGAGAUCCAACGAGGAGUCUCCCGCCAAGCAUAAGACGGUGGCCCUCAUCGAACAGCCUCCCGUAAAGACACUUCACUUGGGUAUGUUUGAGAUCGGAAAACCUCUUGGCAAGGGCAAGUUUGGCCGCGUGUACUUAGCACGCGAACGAAACCACGGUUUCAUCUGCGCGCUGAAGGUUUUACACAAAAACGAGCUACAGCAGGCACGCGUUGAAAAACAGGUGCGACGUGAAAUUGAAAUACAAAGUAAUUUACGCCACCCGAAUAUUCUAAAAUUAUACGGUCAUUUUCACGACAGUAGACGUAUCUUUCUUAUUCUCGAGUUCGCAGGCCAGGGCGAGUUAUACAAACACCUACGCAAAGCGAGGCGGUUUCGUGAACCGAGAGCAGCAAAAUACAUCGCGCAGAUGGCAGAGGCACUCCGUUACUUGCAUCGUAAACACGUUAUCCAUCGCGACAUCAAGCCCGAAAAUAUUCUGUUAGGUGUUCAUGGCGAGGUGAAAAUUUCAGAUUUCGGUUGGAGCGUUCACGCGCCCAGCAAUCGCCGCAAGACUUAUUGCGGAACUCUUGACUACCUACCGCCUGAAAUGAUUAACCCAAAGACUGACGACGAUUCCUACGACGAGAAAGUCGACUUAUGGGCCUUAGGUGUAUUGACGUACGAAUUUUUAGUAGGGGAGGCACCGUUUGAGGACACCCCUGUCCUAACGACUAGAAGAAUAGCUAGAGGGGAUAUGACAGUCCCAGCAUUCGUAAGCCCCGAAGCUAAGGAUCUCAUUCACAAAUUACUUGUGGUUGACCCCAACAAGAGAUUACCCCUCGAGCAGGUCCAAAAACACCCCUGGAUACUCAGGCAGUGCCUUAAGCGUGAAGUGACCGGAGACUAAGUAGUAAAGAUCAUAUUUACUAUGCGUCAUUCAGGGCGAAACGACCCGGAUUCGGUUACCGGAAAUCCUCGGCAACGUAAUAUACGACUUCGUGUAGGGGAUCGGUUUUUUUACUCCCAGCAUUAGCGAAUUGCUACUUUAUCGAAUUAAGCAAGCGUGGCGUUUUGGAUUUGAUUCAUAUGAUGUUAAUGGUCAGCGACUAUAAUGUUCGCUGAGACCCAAAUAAACGGAG